This is a messenger RNA of Lutzomyia longipalpis, 1452 nucleotides long. RefSeq names its product lipase 3-like. The record is from RefSeq and is a predicted model, not a curated record. Gene Ontology annotation, molecular function: hydrolase activity, acting on ester bonds. Gene Ontology annotation, biological process: lipid metabolic process. The transcript is spliced from 3 exons. NCBI's taxonomy places the organism in Eukaryota, Metazoa, Arthropoda, Insecta, Diptera, Psychodidae. Bases 72 to 1358 code for a protein of 428 amino acids.
GCAUAGUAUUCAAUUGCAAGUUCAAGUUUGAAUUUCUGAGAGUCAAUUGUGCAUGAGCGAGUGCAGAGAAAAUGAUUAAUUUCGUAAUUUUCUGUACAAUUGUGGGAAUUUCCUUGGCGUCACCGCUUCAGGAUGAAUUGGAUUUUAAUUUGUACGCCGAAGAUGAUAUGAAUUUGCAGGAUUUGGAAGGGAACGCCUCAGUUAAAUUUCCUAGUAUUCCAACAUUAAUCAAGUCUUAUGGCUAUCCUGUGGAGAGUCAUGAGGUGGAAACUUCAGAUGGUUACCUCCUUACAAUGCAUCGUAUUCCUCAUGGUAGAAAUCCCGAGGAUGAAUCAUCUUCAAAGAAACCCGUUGUAUUUCUGCAACAUGGUUUACUUGCAUCAUCAGCUGAAUGGGUUGUCACAGGACCCAACAAUGCGUUAGCAUUGCUGCUGGCUGAUGAGGGAUACGAUGUGUGGAUGGGAAAUGCACGAGGAAAUACUCAUUCACGAAAACACAUCACAAUGUCCCCAAAUGAACGAGCUUUUUGGAAAUUUACAUGGCACGAAAUAGGGAUUAUCGAUGUUCCUGCAAUGAUUGACUACAUCCUCAAUGAAACUGACCAAAAGCAGCUUCACUACAUUGGCCAUUCACAGGGUACAACUGCUCUAUUUGUAAUGCUUUCCCUACGUCCGGAGUACAAUGAAAAAAUUACCAUGGCGAAUGCACUGGCUCCCGUUGCAUUUAUGUCAAAUGCAAAAUCACCAUUUGUGCGAGCAUUUGCUCCAUUUGUUUUCAUCCUUGAUCGAAUUACGAGCUUACUGGGAAUGUAUGAAUUUGCCCCAAGUACAACAAUGAUGCAAAUAGGGGGUUACUUUCUAUGCAAAGACACAACAUUCUUCCAAGAAAUCUGCGUCAAUACAAUCUUCCUAAUUAGUGGCUAUGAUUCAGAGCAACUCAAUAAGACGGUUCUCCCACUUCAAAUGGCUUACGUCCCUGCUGGAGCUUCUGCAAAGCAACUCGUUCAUUUCGGGCAGCUUUUCAACUCACGCCAUUUCCGUCAAUAUGACUAUGGUUUGAUAAAGAACCUUCAGGUAUAUGGAUCAAUUAAGCCACCAGACUACCCUCUGGAGAACAUUGAAGCUCCAAUUGCACUGCACUACAGUGACAAUGACUGGCUGGCUUCAGUGAAGGAUGUUCAACAUUUACAGAGUAGAUUGAAAAAUAGCCUCAUUGGAGCUUUUCGAGUUCCCCUGCCAAAGUUCAAUCAUCUCGACUUCCUGUGGGCUAUUGAUGUACGGACUGUGCUGUAUGACCGUGUAAUUAGUUUAAUGAACAGAUACAAUAAGGAGAUUAAUUAUAAUAGUGAUACUGAAUAGAAUUUCUUCUAUGAAACUCUUGAAAAUGAACACUCUUACAUCUUUUGGGAAAAUAAUUAUUUUGUAUACAGAAAAUAAAAUUAAUGAAUCAAAA